AAAAGGUUGCAGCAGGCCAGGUCGCCUCCCAAUGACGUAGCUGCGACGUGUUUACCCACUAUCCGCACUUUCGAUAGACUUUUUCCAAAUAUGAUUUAGCUCAAUUUUGGGAGCCCUUUACUAAUGGAUUUUAAUUGCAGAGUAUUUAUCUAAUAAUAAAAGCUUUUAUUAUUUUCAACGUUUAGCUUAUAUGUGGACGACUUGUAUUUGAAAACAUAGGAAAAUGCCGAUUUAAAUAGUCAGUUUGUGACAACAAGAAAGAUGUGGACUCUAGUCCACUACUAUGACUGCUGUGCUUUAUAGCACCGAUUCAUUCAAAAGGCCACGCCAGUGGUCGUUGACAACGGUACUUGGUAGCUGCUGUGUAUAAUAUAGGCUGGUUUUGUUUGUUUUUUACUCUAGUCCUUGUAUUUGAAGAACAAGCCUAGCAUGAUUUCGACCAGUCCGCGGCAGUAUCCGUAACCAGCCAACGUUAGACCCAAGUCAGACUUGAAGGAAGAACCCCAACCAACAUGUUCAAGAUGCUGGCGUGUAAACGCCUGAACUGUUUCAUAAAGCACCGAGCACAAGUAUGGACCUUGGCUCAGAGGAAGGUCACAACGUGGUCCCCUGUCGGGGCUGCGUUCAACAGCAAACCUCAGAGAAGACUGGACGUGUUCCAGGACAACGUGGGUUUGUUUGGAGUGCCAGAGUUGAGCUCUCCCGCAGGCUUUGAAGUAGCUACGAAGAGGGCGCUGAAGGACACCCAGCUACUGGUGGACAAGACAUGCCACAGCCCCCCAGGAGCGGCGACCGUGGAGUACUUUGACCAGCUCUCCGAUGGUCUCUGCAAAGUGGCUGACCUUGCUGACUUUGUUAAGGUAGCCCACCCGGAUCCUCUGUUCCGUGAGGCUGCAGAGAAGACAUGCAUAGAGAUUGGCACUGUUGUAGAAAAGUUAAAUACAAAUGUAGAAUUAAGCACCAGCCUAAAAGAUCUGCUCAACAGCCCUGAUAUUCUGAACCAGCUGGACCAUGACACAAGGCGAGUGGCAGAGCUGUUCAUGUUUGAUUUUGAGAUCAGUGGAAUUCAUCUGGAGGAGAAACUGAGGAAGGAGGCUGUGGCUCUGCAUGUGAAGCUCCUGGAUCUGAAUAAUCAGUUCUUAAUGGGCUCUCACUUGCCCAAUCGGAUUGCCAAGUCUGCAAUUCCAGAACAUCUACAUCUGCACUUUGCAAAAGAGGGCAGUUUCAUCCAGAUUGGAGGGUUACACGCAGACUCCCCUGAUGACUUGCUACGGGAGAUCGCCUACAGGAUCUUCCUCUAUCCUAACGGCCAGAUGCUGGAUUGCCUGGAGGAGCUGCUGAAAUGCAGAAACAAACUGGCCAAGCUGGUGGGCUACGAGUCGUACGCUCACAGGGCCCUGAAGGGAACCAUGGCCAAAAGCCCAAAAGCUGUGAUGGACUUCCUUGAGCUUCUUACGGACAAGCUUAAAGACAAGACGGCGAAAGACUUUAAAAUGAUGACGGACAUGAAGAAAAAGCUCAACCCUCGUAACUCAGAGCUAAUGGCCUGGGACCAUCCCUACUUCAGUGCCGUUUUGCGGGCUGAGAGGUUCAACAUCGAGCCCAGCCUGUACAGUCCCUACUUCUCCCUAGGGGCCUGCAUGGAGGGCCUGAACAACCUGUUCUCUCAGCUCUUCGGCGUGUCCCUCAUGUCCGAUCAGCCCAGUGCAGGGGAGGUGUGGAGCGAAGACGUCCGCAAACUGGCUGUGGUUCAUGAGACGGAGGGACUGCUGGGAUACAUUUACUGUGAUUUCUUUCACCGCACAGAUAAACCUCACCAGGACUGCCACUUCACCAUCCGGGGCGGGCGCCGUUGCCAGGCGACGGGCGAUUAUCAGCUUCCGGUAGUGGUGCUGAUGCUGAGCCUGCCCCAUCCCACCAAGAGCGCCCCCACACUGCUCACGCCGGGCAUGAUGGAGAACCUCUUCCACGAGAUGGGCCACGCCAUGCACUCCAUGCUGGGCCGCACACGCUACCAGCAUGUCACCGGAACCAGAUGUGCCACAGACUUUGCUGAGGUCCCCUCCAUCCUCAUGGAGUACUUUGCCAACGACUAUAGAGUAGUUAGCCAGUUUGCUCGCCAUUAUCAAACUGGACAGUCCCUGCCUCAAAGUAUGGUGGCCCGCCUGUGUGAGUCCAAAAAGGUGUGUGGUGCUGCAGACAUACAGCUGCAGGUAUUUUACGCAGCAUUGGACCAGGUCUACCACGGCGAACCCCAAAACCGCUCCACCACAGAGCUCCUGAAGGACAAGCAGCACCAGUUCUAUGGGCUGCCCUACACACCCAGCACGGCAUGGCAGCUGCGGUUCAGCCAUCUGAUUGGCUACGGAGCCAAGUAUUAUUCCUACCUCAUGUCCCGGGCCGUGGCGUCCAUGGUUUGGAAACAGUGUUUCCUAAAGGAUCCCUUAAACAGGGACAUGGGUGAGCGUUACCGGAGGGAGAUGUUGGCUCAUGGGGGAGCCAAGGAACCCAUGCUCAUGGUGGAAGGUAAGUUUCCCCGACUCCCGCCUCAGUCGGCUGUACUGUACUCUACUCCCCACACCGACACUUAGGGGGCCCUUCUGGUUAUCUAUCCCAUAAUAAGGACUCACCCCAGUCAAUGAGUUGUCCUCAGAUGCUAUUGUCUAAUGGCAUGCCACAGUGUUCCUGCGUCAUGCAACAUCAAGAGUAAUUUGCCUGUGGAUGGCAGAUUAUGGCAGUCAACUGUCUUAGCGUGCUGAUUUCAGGGUUAAGAUAUUGAAAGUAUUAUUUGGGCUGAAUACGAAACUAACAAUUUUAGUAAUCCUUCCCCCCCCCCCAUUGUCAUUGAAGGGCGCUUGAGGGGAAGCACAUGGUUUGUUGUGAGAGACUGGGGCGGCAGUCAGUCCAUUAGUCAGAUCGUAAUGCUUCCAGGUAUUCACAGCUGCUGCUGUUGUGGUUGAGCCCGCUCUGUCCUGCGGGCCUCACAAUGGGACAUGUUUACCUCUUUAUAGCACGCCUCACCAGGCUUCUUAGGCUCUGUCUGCGGGGGUUUGCCGUAACCACAGCCCCUGAGCAGCACGCUGCAGUAGGCUCCUCCCCUACCAGUGAAUCCGGAAGGCCUGGUGGAUUCAACAUGUUUUGUCAAAUUGUACUCCUUUUAUUUGGUAAAUGUUUUUUUUUUAGUAGUUUCUUUUCUGCAACACUUUUUUCUGAAAUCCUUCCCCCUCCCCGGCAAUGGCUUGAGUUCAAAAUGCGAUGCUAUGUGACCUUUAAACUUUAAUACCCCGGGGACGCCGUUUCCUAGAAGCUGUGUUAUGGAUUUAUCAAGGUCUGCCAGCCCGAAAGCAAAGAAUAGUCACCUCCUCAUGGCCCCAGAUUCCCCUCAUCCCUUCAUCCUCCCAGCGCUUCCUCCUCUUAUCCUUUACUCCCUCCUCAAGCACCUCCUCUUAUCCUUUACUCCCUCCUCCUGCACCUCCUCUUAUCCUAUAUUUCCUCCUCCUGCACCUCCUCUUAUCCUAUAUUUCCUCCUCCAGCACCUCCUCUUAUCCUUUACUCCACUCCUCCAGUACCUCCUCCUCUCAUCCCCCCUGCUGCCUCUUACUCUGUGAGGGAGUCAUGUCCGGGCACGCCGUGACAAACCGCAGCGAGCGAGGGAGUGAGGGGCGCAGGAGAAGAAAGGGUUGGAGAAGAGUAGCAUCGGGUGACAACCGGUAGUGUACUGUAAAUCUCUCCCUGGGGGGGUCACCUUCUCCCUUUCCUCCUCCUCCUCCGAAUUGUCCUCGUGACGACUCCGAGCACGGGCUUAGCCCGGCCUCUCGGAUGACAGCCGCCAGGAGAGCGCAAUCCGCCAUGGCCCGACAGACCCACGUCAUUCGCAAGGCUCCCUUUGCUUUGAACUCCGUGCGUCUCGCAUGUUGACCGAGUCGUUGUCUUAAGGCUCAGUCAUGGUUCCACAUCCACGCCACGCAGGGAGCACGCAGUCGACGCGUCGACGCAGUCGUGAACCUGUUUUGGUUCUGCGUCGGGUUUUAGUGAGCGGACCAAUCACAGCCCCUGCUGCUGUGUCGCCUCGACGCAAGGUUAGAAUUGGGAGGCGCACGUCAGGCCCUUGUAAAGGUAAUGGGUCCAUAAACCCCCUUGCGUUGGGUCGACACGGAACGUGGAACCUCCAAGCCUUUACCUUCAAUGAGCUAGUGAAGCCCAAUUUUUUCAUCACAGGUAAGACAAAAGACCAAGCCAGCUUGAGAAGAACCCAAUUAGUCCGGCAUUGGCCGGUUGCGUUGACUCCAGUGAUCUAAAGGCAGGAGUGGAGCCUCCUCUUCUAGGAUAGCGGGGAUUUGGCUUUAUUGUCUGGAGAAAUUCCUCCCCCGGGGCCGUUCAGCAGCAGGCUCUCACCCAGCCACCUCAGAAGUAUGAUUGCACCAUCUGCACAUCACAUUUAAGCAAAUCAUCAUGAACGCAUGAGCCACGGUCGUAAAGAAGCAGGAGUACAUGUGUUGAAGCAUUUAGCGUUUCACCAUUGUUCGCCUGUCGGUCGAGCAGUGACCAGCAGCUGUCUCAUAUAUCUGGGAGGAAAUGAGGAAAAGGGCUUGAAGUUAAUGCGGCAUUGAGUUUUAUACCCUUGUCCCCGCCAAGGCCAAAUGACCACAAGGAGCCUUUGGAAUAUUAUGAAAUGCGUUUCCAAGACGUUGCAUAACAUCCCCUCCGCCAAAGCCUGGUGGAUCAAGCGGUCUUAGCGUUGCUCUGACGGCUCCUCCGGCCCGAGGUUGUCGAAGGACACGUUGGCGACCCACACCUUACCAGGCUGACCAGGAACCCGCCUACUGGCACUGCGCCCACCACCCGGUGUUUCCCAGGCAAGACUGUGGGGCGAAUGUAACCCUGGUAAUAAAUCCAAAAAAGCCUGCAGAAUUAAGGGGGUGGGGGGGGGGUUGGGGAGGGGGAGGGAGAGCAAAACAAAGUGAGCUAGUGAGAGAGAAUGUGAGCCAGGGAGAAAGGCAGCAAAGAGAAGGAGAGUGUAAGGCGAUCAACAGCGGAUACACUGAGUGGACCUCUGUCUUCGGGUGCCCAUGCAGCCACAGCCCUCACCCCCCCCCCCCCCCCAUCUUAUUAGCGCUCUUUACUUGGCCGGCCUGUUCCCAUAGCCCCUCUCCUCCGGCGGAGGAUCACGACCCUACACCUGGGGAUAAAAGAUCUGCUGCUGCAAGAGGGCUCGGGACCUUUUGCACACAAGUCGUUUUAUUGAGAUUUUCAGGACACAUAAUGUACAGAAAUACUGUGUGUGUGUGUGUGUGUGUGUGUGUGUGUGUGUGUGUGUGUGUGUGUGUGUGUGUGUGUGUGUGUGUGUGUGUGUGUGUGUGUGUGUGUGUGUGUGUGUGUGUGUGUGUGUGUGUGUGUGUGUGUGUUUUUGAG
This is a messenger RNA of Gadus macrocephalus (Pacific cod), 5412 nucleotides long. RefSeq names its product mitochondrial intermediate peptidase-like. Gene Ontology annotation, cellular component: mitochondrion. Gene Ontology annotation, molecular function: metalloendopeptidase activity. Gene Ontology annotation, biological process: peptide metabolic process. NCBI's taxonomy places the organism in Eukaryota, Metazoa, Chordata, Actinopteri, Gadiformes, Gadidae. The transcript has 18 exons. The coding region runs from base 513 to 2591 and encodes 692 amino acids. The record is from RefSeq and is a predicted model, not a curated record.